AUGACUAAAGUAAGCCUCCUCGGUGCUUCUGGUGGUAUCGGCCAGCCUCUGUCUAUGCUCCUCAAGCUGAAUCCUAUGAUCACCAAGCUCGCUCUCUACGAUAUUAAGCAAGCCAUGGUUCCAUGCGCUGGCGUCGCAGCUGAUGUCAGCCACAUCAAUACUCCUGCUAAGGUGGUUGGCUACGCUGGUGACGAUGAAAUCGAGUCGGCCUUGAGUGGCGCCAACGUUAUUGUGAUGACCGCUGGUGUUCCCCGCAAACCUGGCAUGACCCGCGAUGAUCUUUUCAAGAUCAACGCUGGCAUCGUUCGUGGUCUGGCGACCGCUUCGGCCAAGUAUGCUCCUAACGCGACAUUGUGUAUCGUCUCUAACCCGGUCAACUCCACUGUCCCCAUAGCUGCUGAGAUCUACAAGAAAGCCGGAGUUUUUGACCCCAAGAAAAUCGUCGGUGUAACUCAGUUGGACAUUACUCGUGCGAAUACUUUCGUGAGUGAGAAAACUGGCAUGGAUGUACAGCAUAUGGACGUGCCUGUCAUUGGCGGCCACGCUGGCGAGACUAUUAUGACGCUGUUCUCCCAGGCUAGGCCUGAAGUCAAACUCGACCAAGCUACUAUUGAGGAGCUCGACAAGCGUAUUCAGAACGCCGGUACUGAGGUCGUCGAGGCAAAAAACGGUGCUGGCUCGGCUACUCUCUCUAUGGCCUAUGCAGCUGCUAAGUUCGUCGAUGUUGUCAUUCGUGGCCAAUGCGGACAAAUCUCAACCGCCUGCGCCUACAUCAACGAGCCUUUCGAGGAUGUCUCGUAUUUCUCCUACAGGUGUGACUUUGGCCCUGAGGGUGUGUCCAGAAUACAUCCACUUGAAGGACUCACUCCGUAUGAGAAGGGCCGCCUUGAGGAGGUGAAGAGGAAGUUGAAGGGGGACAUUCAGAAUGGUAUAACCUUUGCCAACAACUAA
Messenger RNA from Perkinsus marinus ATCC 50983, 951 nucleotides. RefSeq names its product malate dehydrogenase, putative. Lineage: Eukaryota; Perkinsozoa; Perkinsida; Perkinsidae. The transcript has a single exon. Gene Ontology annotation, molecular function: L-malate dehydrogenase (NAD+) activity. The record is from RefSeq and is a predicted model, not a curated record. Gene Ontology annotation, cellular component: cytoplasm. The coding region runs from base 1 to 951 and encodes 316 amino acids. Gene Ontology annotation, biological process: tricarboxylic acid cycle; carboxylic acid metabolic process.